UUCAUAAAUGUUCAUAACGUGGGCGACUUAAGUUACCUCUUUAGCUGUUUCAGCGUUGAGCAUACUGACGCAUGUUGUUUAUCACCGACAGUCAGUUCAUGUGAUAGACCAGUGCAUGAGACUCGUUAGUGCUUGACAUGUGCAGAUUCUCUUAACGAGGAGCUUGGCGACUGAGUCUGAAAAACAGUGUCAGGGGCUCGAAUUUACAGGCACGACGUGAAAUAACAACAGGAUACGAGUGUGAAAAUUCGUAUUUGACAGGUUGUGCUGUGCUGUUUUGUUGCUAUUACCUGCACUCCACGAAGAGCUUUGCUGCAGAACAACCUUAAGCUUACACUCUGGAGGCUGUUAACGAGACAGACGGCGAUGUCAAGGAAGCAUCGUUUCAUCCACCCCUGACUUCUACCUCCACAGACUCUCUGGCUGCACGUUUCUGCACAUCAUUUGUUUUGAUUUUUUAUUUCACGAUGAUUCAUUUAUCAGUUGUGCAUCUGUCAUCAAAGCCGCCAUUUUUUCUGAGGCUUUUUCUCAAGAGAAAACUGAUGCCUUCCGUUUCCUGCUAAAGUUUUCUGGGUAUUUUGUUUCUGUUACCAAAGAGACUUUUUGGCUUUAAACUAUUUUUCUAUCCCGCGUCUUUGCUGUUAGUUCUUAUCACACAGUCGUUUUCUUCUUUCUACCUUUCCCCUCCCUCUGUCAGAUACGCCUGUAUAACAUUAUUUUAACUUUUUUUUUACCCUUGUUUUCUUCAUGGGCACAGACUGAGAAUACAAAACAGUUUUCGUCUGUUUUUGUUCCCCGUCUUCAGUUUUUCUGUUGGCUGAUAUUUUACCGUCCCUGUCGAGGGCAGAGCUCAGGGCGAGCUUGGCCGCCAAACUGAAUCCCACUCGGCUGUUUUAGCUGUGUUCUAUUGUGUCACAACAUGUGGUCCACCUUCCUGGUGACCGAUGAGGAGGGCCGCACGGUGGGUCCGGCGGCGACAGGAACGGUGGGAGGGGUCGCACCGGUAGGAGCGGCCCAGGGUGCUGCAGGUCUCGCCAACCUGAUGAGUGGGCGCAGUACCUUUGGCGGGAACAAGCGCCGCAGGACGACGUCAACAGGACACACCAUGAGUGAGGCCCAGGAAGGGAAGAUCAAGCUGGCAUUCUUCGUGGCCAUUGUUGGCGUAGUCCUGACAGUCCUUGGGGUGGGGACAGAGUUCUGGGUGGAGCUGGCACCUCCCAAAGGUUUCUACAACAACCAGACCUGUCUGACAGCUCACUACGGCCUGUGGAAGGGCUGCACCAAGACCUUGUGGGUGGCUGACAUCGACCCCGAGAGGGAGAGCUGCGGUCCUGCAGAGCUACCCGGAGAAUCAAACUGCACCUACUUCAAGUUCUUCACCACGGGGGAAAAUGCUGUGAUGUUUCAGAAGACAACGCAGAAGAGUCUGAAUGUAGCGGCAGCCAUGUUGGCCCUGUUCAGCCUUUUCCUGAUGGUGAUGGGGGCCAUAUGCAUCGUGAUGUCUCUCAGUAAAGAGAUCCUCUUCUUCCUCAAGCCAGCAUCCGUCUGCUUUAUCCUGUCAGGGGUCUUGGUCCUGCUCUGUCUGAUGGUCUUCCACCAGUCCGUCCUGGCCCUCCUGGCCACCGACCACACGGUUCCUCUCCACCACGAGCUCUCCUGGUCGGUGUCGUGCAUCGGCUGCGCGGGGGCGGUCCUCAUCGUGGGCGGGAUCCUCUUCCUGCUGCUGGCGCUGCCCUACAGCCCCUGGCGGAGGUGUCUCCCUCCGAAGGACGGCAGCAGCUAGUGGCCCGGAGGUGGUGUUGCACUUUAUCUGCCCUUCCUGCUUGUGAGGAGGGAGGGAGCAGAGGGCAGAGGACGUUUCCCAAAGACGCCUUAGCACUGAGAUUGUUUUCCUCCUGUGAACUUAAAGGAAUCGCAGGUGUGUUUAUGGGAACGUGAUGGCAGGCAGAAACACCUGCCGGUCGUCUACAUGUCUUUUCAAAUAUUUUGUAAUUCUCUCAUUUAAAAUCCAGCUGUUUUUCCUUUUGUUUCUCAGUGAGUCGUUCUGGUUAACUGUCAAUAAGCACAUUUUGAUUUAUGAGCCCAUCAUUUGACAUAAUCUUGUUGAAGUUUGUCCUGUUUAACAUGGAGACAGGUGGUGUUUAAGUGCUUCAUGCUCAGAUGUGUUUGGGAAACAGUCCUGAAUUGUCUUACUAAUCAUCCUGCAGGGUUUGGAGGCAAUUUACUGUUAUUCAAUAAAUUAUGAAGCUUUUUAAAAACUAUAUCUAAUACCAGCUAUUCCACCCCAAGAAGUGCAGCAGCUUAAAGAAGCAGGUUGAGUAGUGGAGCUGCUGCUAAAAGUCACCUGAAUGCUGACAUGUUUGUGAAACAUGUCGCAAUGCUAAACAUUAAAAAUGCUUGUGAGUCAAUUUAUCUGUGCUUGCUUAAAGAGUACAUUUAUGUUAACUAAAGUGCCAGUCAAAGUUUUACAUUUUCAGACGAGACAUUUGUUGUCUCUGUUCGUGUUGGGAAAGUUCAUGCUCGCAGAUGGACAGCAGCAUAAGCAAACUAUUUGGACUGAGUGCACAAUAAAAGCUAACUGUAAGACAAAAUUAUCUUUGACAGUGUAGUCCCUGUAGACCAUUUGCUAUAACUGGCCUUUGAUUCGUUGGAUCGGUUGGACGGAUGCCACCUGUCUGCUCAGGUAACAGUAAACAGCCUCCAAAAGCUAAAAAUGACCGAAUGGAAACGUUUAUUGACCUCCAGUUUGAAAACCUCCUCCUUGUUUAUUUUCUCAGUGAUGUGUGAAGAAAAGAAAUAAUAUUUGUUUGAUUUUUAUGUCCGUCGUCAAACGCCUUUCUGUCUGCUGAGCUGCUUGUUUGCUCUGUGUGUCGGAUGUUUUGUUGUUCAUCCAUUAAUGCCGAGAUACACGUUGAUUAGAAACACAAUACCCGCAUUUCGUUUAUUUCAUGCUGGAUACGUGAAUGCAGUUUGUGUUUUUAUCUUUAUUAGAUUUCACUUGCUUUGUGUAGUAGAUGUGACACUCUUUGUAAGAAGAGGAUAUUUUAAAUAAAGUGUAAGGUAG
Molecule: messenger RNA, 3064 nt
Organism: Scatophagus argus
Lineage: Eukaryota; Metazoa; Chordata; Actinopteri; Scatophagidae
Product: voltage-dependent calcium channel gamma-6 subunit-like
Exons: 7
Coding region: 920-1783 (287 amino acids)
Biological process (GO): regulation of calcium ion transmembrane transport via high voltage-gated calcium channel
Cellular component (GO): L-type voltage-gated calcium channel complex; membrane
Molecular function (GO): calcium channel regulator activity
Source: RefSeq, a predicted model, not a curated record